Messenger RNA from Labeo rohita (rohu), 1789 nucleotides. It is a transcript of the gene slc39a13, whose product is annotated as solute carrier family 39 member 13. Gene Ontology annotation, cellular component: membrane. Gene Ontology annotation, biological process: intracellular zinc ion homeostasis; zinc ion transmembrane transport. The record is from RefSeq and is a predicted model, not a curated record. Gene Ontology annotation, molecular function: zinc ion transmembrane transporter activity. Lineage: Eukaryota; Metazoa; Chordata; Actinopteri; Cypriniformes; Cyprinidae.
CCUCUCUGCGCAGUCUGGAAAUGCACUUCCGGUCCGUGAGACGUGGCUGACCGUGGAAAAUCUUUCAGGAGGGAAAUCGGGAGUCUGUCUGCUGCAGUGCUCCUGCUCUUCUACACAGCAGUGCCUGGAUGGCAGGGUCAAGCCGGAGUAAAAACUGUAGGAAUUUCAGCCGGGCUCCUCUCUACCUUACAGUACCCUACAUGUUUCUUCCGAGUGCUUUGCGGAGGUCUGGGCUGAUGAGCGCAGGACCAGAGAAGCCCGUUUGGGCAUUUGCUGUGCUGCUCCUUGGCGCCGCCCUACUGGCGUCAUCCCUUGGUGGGAAGAUGAUGGCUCAGACUGCUGUGGCCCAAGCAAAGACUGCACCUGCAGGACCAGGACCGUGGUGCAUUAAGGACCUUCUAGACCUCCAGUACCUGGAUGAGCUGUUCUCCAUGGAUAACCUAGAUGUUUGGUUCUGCUCCCUUGUGGGAUCGAUCGCCGUCGGACUCAGCGGCAUCUUUCCACUCUUAGUGAUACCUAUUGAAGCUGGAACAACUUUGAAAACUGAGGCUGGGUGUCAGAAGCUGAAGAAGCUGCUGAGUUUUGCCAUUGGUGGUCUCCUAGGUGACGUGUUUCUCCACCUCCUUCCUGAAGCCUGGGCUUACACUUACAGUCCUGAUGGGUCCCACAGGCACUACAUACAGGGUUUGUGGGUGAUUGGGGGUCUGCUAUCCUUUCUCAUUUUGGAAAAGGUGUUCCCUGAUGACAGUGACCCAGAGAGCAAAGCUGCCUGCCAAAGAACUAAAUCGUCUUCAACGGAUCUGGGCAGUGAGGUCUCUGUGUCCCCACAAACAAAUGGCAUCUGCUCAAACAACAACUCCGACUCCAAGCCAAAGACUGACAUCAGCCCCUACACAGAGCCAAAGAAAAUAAAGACAAGUGGUUAUCUAAACCUUCUUGCUAACUGCAUUGAUAACUUCACUCAUGGGCUGGCAGUGGCAGGAAGCUUCUUAGUAAGCCGAAAGGUUGGUUUCUUAACAACAUUUGCUAUUCUGCUUCAUGAGAUCCCUCAUGAGGUGGGAGAUUUUGCCAUUCUGCUGCGAGCAGGCUUUGACCGUUGGAAAGCUGCCCGUAUGCAGCUCUCUACAGCGCUAGGAGGAGUCCUGGGGGCCGGUUUUGCUCUUUGCUCUCAAUCACAGCAUGGAGCAGAAAAUGCCACUGCCUGGAUCCUGCCCUUCACUUCAGGUGGCUUUCUCUACAUUGCCUUGGUCAAUGUGGUACCUGAUCUGCUACAGGAGACCAACCCUAGGAACUCCUUUCUACAGGUUCUGCUGUUGUUUAGUGGAAUAGCAGUCAUGGCUCUUCUCUCAGUCAUCAUGGAAUAGCCACAGGCCAGCACUGCUAUUAUCAAGGGACUUUUAGUGUGCUACGUGGCAUGUUGGAUGACAAUUUACUCCACUGGUUAUGCUUUAAUUUGACACCCCCAAAGACCAUAUAAGGAAAGACCAUCGAAAGAAACCGCCUUGACAAUCAGGUGUUUGAAUCUGUGUCCACGUGAUUUUUAGCCUUAUCCUUCAUACACCUUUCUGUCUGAAUUAAUCUGAAACUGAACUCAUGAUGCCUGACAGGCACCAGCUGAAAUGGAAAGGAAAAACAGGUUUGUACAAAUGGUGCUCAGAAAUAACAGUGGUUGUUUUGACUCAGAUAUGCCAUAACAUUUACUACUACUCUGCAUCCUUGUUCGAGUGUCAUUGAACAUGUUACUGUUUUCAAAAUGUGUUUUUUUUUUUUUUUUUUUUUUUUUUUUUUU